UGUAAUGUUACUGUGGCCACACUGUAAUGCAAAAAUGCAGUACAAUCUCAUGGCAGUGGUUUUGUCUGCUUUAUUUGAAACAGUGCAUGGACAUUACGGAUAUGUUGAAGUUCAAUGUCGAGUACCUGACUCUAAACAACACAUUGAAUUUAUCUUCUCGGCCACCUACAACAUGAUUGAAUAUCUGAGAUACAACAGUAGUGAGAGCAAGAUUGUUGGCUAUACUGAAUUUGGGAAGAAACUGGCAGAGGACUAUAAUAAAAACAAUAUUUUACUUGCACAAUCAGAAUUUGUGCUGAACGAGUGCAAAAGAUUUGGAGAGUUUAUUGUCCCUAUUUCAGGGACUACAGUACCACCAGACGUCGUUAUCCAAUUGGAUAAUGUGAAUCAUAAGCCUAUUCUGGUGUGCAGUGCUUAUGACUUCUAUCCCAAACACAUUAGACUGACAUGGAUUAGAGAUGAUAAAGUGAUUCCAGCUGAUGUGACGUCCACUGAGGAGCAGAAUAAUGGAGACUGGUUUUAUCAGGUCCACUCCUACCUGGAAUACUUCCCUAAACCUGGAGAGAAGAUCUCCUGUGUGGUGGAGCACGCCAGCUCCAAUAAACCCAUGAUAUAUCAUUGGGAUCCUUCUCUUCCUGAGUCUGAAAGGUCUAAAAUCAUUCUUGGGGCUGUGGGGCUGUCAAUGGGGGUCUUUAUGGCAGCUGGAGGCUUGAUUUACUACAAACGAAAACAAACAGGAUUUUUCAGACUUCCAGUUUGCAUACUUCCAAUGCAAACAGUGAACGAGACUGAACAGCAGUAGGCCAUAACAUGGGACUGCCCCAUCUCUCCAUAUUACCAUUCGAGAGGACCAUUGAUUGAAGCCUGUAUGACACGGUUGUGAGCGCUCUACAGUCAGGCUCAGAGCCGCUUUUCAAAGGGUCUGAUUGUAAAACUUCUAUAUUCCUGGGCCUAUUAAUUAAAUAUUCUUUACAUUAAUUAGAUAUGACCA
Labeo rohita (rohu) is the source of this 991-nucleotide messenger RNA. Its product is annotated as rano class II histocompatibility antigen, A beta chain-like. NCBI's taxonomy places the organism in Eukaryota, Metazoa, Chordata, Actinopteri, Cypriniformes, Cyprinidae. Bases 5 to 802 code for a protein of 265 amino acids. The record is from RefSeq and is a predicted model, not a curated record. Gene Ontology annotation, cellular component: membrane; MHC class II protein complex. Gene Ontology annotation, biological process: peptide antigen assembly with MHC class II protein complex; antigen processing and presentation of exogenous peptide antigen via MHC class II; positive regulation of T cell activation. Gene Ontology annotation, molecular function: MHC class II protein complex binding. The transcript has 5 exons.